Molecule: messenger RNA, 8659 nt
Organism: Parus major (Great Tit)
Lineage: Eukaryota; Metazoa; Chordata; Aves; Passeriformes; Paridae
Gene: ATRNL1
Product: attractin like 1
Exons: 29
Coding region: 755-4888 (1377 amino acids)
Cellular component (GO): Golgi apparatus
Molecular function (GO): protein binding
Source: RefSeq, a predicted model, not a curated record
CGGGGGGGCGGUCACCCCGCCGGACCCCCCUCCCAGCGAGGGACGGAUCCACGCGGGCCGAGGGGCGGGAGGCGGCUCCGAGCGGCGGUGACAAUUAGCCUUUAAAAAUGGCUGCUUGGAAGCUGUCAGCUGGGACGCGGAGGGGCUGCUAACCCUCCUCUCGCUGCCUCCCGCCUCCCUUCCCCGCAGGGCUAAUAACGGAGCGGGGAUAAGAGCUCUCCAGCCCUUUCCCCGCCCCGCCGGAGCGCGAUGCCGUAGCGGCUCCGGGCCCGGCCGCCCUCACUUUCCCAGCUGGCUGCCUGGUGAGGGGACGGCGGCCCCCGCCUCCCGCGCUCCUCCUCGCCGCCGCUGCGUGUGUGCCGCGGGCACCGGGAUACAAAGGAGAAGGGGGAGCCGCGGGAUACAUGCUCCAGGGAGGCGUGUGCGCGGCCGUGGGGGCAUAUCUGGCGAGGAGAAAACACAAGGUCAAGAGGCAGUUCUCCUCCUCCAUGGAAGAAGACGGGAGCGAUGAGCCCUGAGGAGGACGACGAGGAGAAGGGGCGGAUGGCUACGGGCUGCCGCUGCCGGGCUUCCCCUCGGGAGUGACGGGGCGCGGAGGGCUGAAGGGGCCGGAGGAGGCAGCGCUGGGGUCGGGAGGGAGGAGAGGAAGGCGAGGAGGAAGCGGGGGGUUUGAAUCUUCCCUGGCUGGAUUAUCUCCCCUCAGGGGAAGCUGCUAUCGCCGGCCGCGCCUCGGCCCGCGGCCCCCGCGGCCAAGAUGGACCUGGGCAGCGGCGGCCGGAGAGCGGGAGCUGCCCCCGCGGGCCCGGCCGCCUGGAGACCUUUCCCCUCCGCCUGCUGCUGCUGCUUCGCCUCGCUCCUGGAUGUGAACAGCUGGCUGCUCUUCUACGGCUUCCUCUACCUGGCCCUCUAUGCCCAGGUGUCCCAGUCCAAGUCCUGCGACAAAAUCUCCUGCUUCUCGGGUCAUUGUGUCAACUCCACCUGCGUCUGCGACCAGGGCUGGGUGGGAGACCAGUGCCAACACUGCCAGGGCAGGUUCAAGUUAACAGAACCUUCUGGAUAUUUAACAGAUGGACCUAUAAAUUAUAAAUAUAAAACUAAAUGCACAUGGUUAAUUGAAGGAUACCCAAAUGCGAUACUAAGAUUAAGAUUUAAUCACUUUGCCACAGAAUGUAGCUGGGACCAUAUGUAUGUAUAUGAUGGAGAUUCAAUAUAUGCACCUUUAAUAGCUGUAUUUAGUGGUCUAAUAGUCCCUGAAGUGCGUGGAAAUGAAACUGUUCCUGAAGUGGUUACUACAUCUGGCUAUGCAUUGCUGCACUUUUUUAGUGAUGCUGCAUAUAACCUGACAGGUUUUAACAUUUUUUAUUCAAUUAACUCUUGCCCUAAUAACUGCUCAGAGCAUGGCAAGUGCACAACCAGUGUGUCUGUACCGAGCCGGGUGUACUGUGAGUGUGACAAGUACUGGAAGGGAGAGGCCUGUGACAUUCCCUACUGCAAAGCCAACUGUGGGAGUCCAGAUCACGGCUACUGUGACCUGACAGGAGAGAAGCUCUGUGUUUGCAAUGACAGCUGGCAAGGUCCAGAUUGUUCUUUGAACGUCCCCUCCACGGAGUCUUACUGGAUUCUGCCCAAUGUGAAGCCCUUCAGCCCCUCUGUGGGCCGUGCUUCCCACAAGGCUGUUCUGCAUGGGAAGUUCAUGUGGGUGAUUGGUGGAUACACCUUCAACUACAGCUCAUUCCAGAUGGUGUUGAACUACAAUUUGGAAAGCAGUAUAUGGAAUGUAGUGCCUGUAUCCAAAGGGCCACUCCAGAGAUAUGGACACACUCUUGCUUUGUAUCAGGAAGACAUCUACAUGUAUGGAGGCAAAAUUGAAACAAAUUAUGGCAAUGUCACUGAUGAACUGUGGGUUUUCAACAUACCCAGUCAAACAUGGAGUACCAGAAUUCCUGCAGUCCUUGUCCAUGGACAGCAAUAUGCUGUGGAAGGUCAUUCAGCACACAUAGUAGAGCUGGACAGCAGAGAUGUGGUUAUGAUUGUAAUUUUUGGAUAUUCUUCAAUAUAUGGUUACACAAGCAUUGUGCAAGAAUACUACAUCAGGUCUAACUCUUGGCUGGUACCAGAAACAAAAGGAGCAAUUGUUCAAGGUGGAUAUGGCCAUACCAGUGUCUAUGAUGAACUGACAAAAUCUAUUUAUGUCCAUGGUGGAUACAAAGCAUUGCCUGGCAAUAAGUAUGGACUGGUGGAUGAUCUUUACAGAUAUGAAGUUAAUACUCGGACAUGGACUAUUUUGAAAGAGAGUGGCUUUGCAAGAUACCUUCAUUCAGCUGUCCUAAUCAAUGGAGCUAUGCUCAUUUUUGGUGGAAACACUCAUAAUGAUACUUCCCUGAGCAAUGGUGCAAAGUGUUUUUCUGCUGAUUUUCUUGCAUAUGAUAUAGCUUGUGAUGAAUGGAAGGUUUUACCAAAACCUAACCUGCAUAGAGAUGUCAACAGAUUUGGUCACACUGCUGUUGUCAGUAAUGGAUCCAUGUAUAUAUUUGGGGGCUUUUCAAGUGUUCUCUUGAAUGACAUCCUUGUGUACAAACCUCCCAACUGUGAAGCAUUCAGAGAUGAAGAGCUGUGCAAAAAUGCUCGUCCAGGAAUAAGGUGCCUGUGGAACAAGAAACAUUGUGAAUCUUGGGAAUCUGCACAUGCUAAUAACAUCCUUAGAGCAAAAUGUCCCAAGAAAACAGCGGCUGCCGACGACAGAUGUUACCGCUACGCGGAUUGCGCCAGCUGCACCGCCAACACCAACGGCUGCCAGUGGUGCGACGACAAGAAGUGCAUUUCAGCAAACAGUAACUGUAGCAUGUCAGUUAAAAACUACACGAAGUGUCACGUGAGGAAUGAGCAGAUCUGCAAUAAACUGACGAGCUGCAAGAGCUGCUCCCUGCACCUGAACUGCCAGUGGGACCAGCGGCAGCAGGAGUGCCAGGCACUACCUGCUCACCUGUGUGGAGAAAGAUGGAAUCACAUUGGAGAUGCCUGCCUCCACAUCAAUUCCAGUCGGGAAAGCUACGACAAUGCCAAACUGUAUUGCUACAAUUUGAGUGGAAAUCUUGCCUCAUUAACAACCUCAAAAGAAGUGGAAUUUGUUCUGGAUGAAAUACAGAAGUACACACUUCAGAAAAUUUCACCCUGGGUGGGUUUGCGCAAGAUCAACAUCUCCUACUGGGGCUGGGAUGACAUGUCCCCUUUCACAAACACCACCCUGCAGUGGCUCCCUGGAGAGCCCAACGACUCUGGCUUCUGUGCCUACCUGGAGAGAGCAGAGGUGGCAGGGCUGAAGGCAAAUCCCUGCACUGCCAUGGCAGACGGCCUCGUGUGUGAAAAACCCGUCGUCAGUCCCAACCAGAAUGCCAGGCCCUGCAAAAAGCCGUGCUCCCUGAGGACAACCUGUUCCAACUGCACCAGCAAUGGCAUGGAAUGUAUGUGGUGCAGCAGCACCAAACGAUGUGUGGACUCCAAUGCCUACAUCAUCUCCUUCCCAUAUGGGCAGUGUCUGGAGUGGCAAACUGCCACCUGCUCCCCUCAAAACUGUUCUGGGCUGAGGACCUGUGGACAGUGUUUGGAACAGCCAGGAUGUGGAUGGUGCAACGAUCCCAGUAACACUGGCAAAGGACAGUGCUUGGAAGGCUCCUCCAGAGGCCCAAUGAGGCCUGUCAGUGUCCACUCCAAUGAAAUGGUGCUUGAUGCUACUCUUUGCCCAAAAGAAAAAAAUUAUGAGUGGUCUUUUAUCCAAUGUCCAGCUUGCCAGUGUAAUGGCCACAGCACCUGCAUCAACAGCAAUGUGUGUGACCAGUGUAAAAACCUAACAACAGGAAAGCAGUGUGAAACCUGCAUGCCAGGAUAUUAUGGAGAUCCCACAAAUGGAGGACAGUGUACAGCUUGCACAUGCAGUGGACAUGCAAAUAUCUGUCACAUGCAAACAGGAAAGUGUUUCUGCACAACAAAGGGAAUCAAAGGAGACCAAUGUCAACUCUGUGACUCUGAAAAUAGGUAUCUUGGAAAUCCACUUAGGGGAACAUGCUACUACAGCCUUUUGAUUGAUUAUCAGUUUACCUUCAGCUUAUUACAAGAGGACGAUCGUCAUCACACUGCCAUAAACUUUAUAGCAAAUCCAGAACAGUCUAAUAAAAAUUUGGAUAUAUCAAUUAAUGCAUCAAACAACUUUAACCUCAAUAUUACGUGGUCUGUUGGCUCUACAGCUGGAACAAUAUCUGGAGAAGAGAUUCCUGUUGUUUCCAAGGUUAAUAUUAAGGAAUAUAGAGACAGCUUCUCCUGUGAAAAAUUUAACUUUCGAAGCAACCCAAACAUCACUUUCUAUGUCUAUGUCAGCAAUUUUUCCUGGCCAAUCAAAAUACAGAUUGCCUUCUCACAGCACAAUACUAUCAUGGAUCUGGUGCAGUUCUUUGUCACCUUCUUCAGUUGUUUCUUAUCCUUACUGCUGGUAGCUGCUGUCGUUUGGAAAAUCAAACAAACCUGUUGGGCUUCUCGCCGGAGAGAGCAACUUAUGCGGGAGCGACAGCAGAUGGCCAGCCGCCCCUUUGCUUCUGUCGAUGUAGCACUGGAAGUAGGAGCUGAGCAAACAGACUUUCUACGAGGGCCAUUAGAGGGUGCUCCUAAGCCGAUUGCCAUCGAGCCGUGCUCAGGAAACAGAGCCGCCGUCCUGACGGUGUUUUUGUGUCUGCCCAGGGGAGCGUCAGGAGUUCCUCCACCCGGGCAGUCAGGUCUUGCAAUUGCAAGUGCUCUGAUAGACAUUUCACAACAGAAGCCUGCGGACUGUAAAGACAAGAGUUCAGGAGUCAGAAAUCGAAAACAUCACCUUUCAACACGUCAAGGAACUUGUGUCUGAGAGUCAAGAACUACAAUUGUAUAUUCUGUAAUGUUUUCUUUUUAAAUGGCUUCCAUUGAAAGCUAAACUACAGCCUCAGUUUUUAUGGAGGCAAAUCUAUGAAUGAACACAUGAGGUCCUGUGCUCUGUUGUAGUCACACAGCCUGCUAUCCCCCAAAGCAGAACAAACUUCUGGUAGGUAUGGGUAUGCCUGAAGAGCUUUAAUAAAAAGAGUGGAUUCUGGUAUCAACAAAAUACAAGAUAAAAUACCGAGUAUUCUUAAUCCUGAACAUAUUAGAGCAGGGAAAAUCCUUGGACAGAACUAGGAAAAACUUUACUUUUUUUUUUUUUGUAAUGUAGAAGCAAUUGGUAUCAUUGAAAACUGAGCAAAUUCCAAGAAACUAAAGGAAAUUUUUGUAUAGCUUAACAUAACAAUGGGAAUUGUACAGUUUUUCCCUUGUAAUUGGCACUAAGAUUUCUUUCCAGCAAGCAGAAACUAAAGAGAAUAAUUUGGAUUUAGGUGGUUUUUUUAUCAUUGCCCAGAAGAGGUAGUCAUCUUUUGAAUUCAGCAAAGGUGUAUCCCAAAAACACCACAUGUAAUAUUUGAAAGAUAAUUCUAUUAAAUACUAAGGCUUGAGAAUUUAAUGAUUAUUUUUCUUCACACUGAAAAAAACUCAUAAAUAUAAUUUGGGCUGCAGAAGAGUGAUGGGUGGGCUUUCUUUUCUGUAUCUCAGAGUUUGUCCUGAGUUAGGGAUAUUUACAGAGAGGGUCCUCCAUGCCAGCUAAAUGAUCAGCAAAAUCAAUUGAGCAUGGAAAAGCUGCUUUACAGUAUUUUUUCCCAAGAGAGUCUCCAAGACUGCAGAUCUAAGGAGAGUUGAACGUGCUGUUAUUCAACCUGCUCCCGUUUCAAUAUUGAAAUUUUCUAGUAUCUAUAUAUUGUCCUGAGCUGUAAGCAGAAGAAAUUAAUUCCAGUCAGCACUUUGGCUCUUGUUUUUAUAAUAAAGUAUGGAUAUUUUUUUCCUCACAACUGCAGAAUUUCAUUGUCACUUUAGCACCUGUUAAGGAAUUACCCUAUAUAAAUAAAUAAAAAUGUUUAAAAAUCCAAUUUGCUUCCAACAUUAGUUGUCAAAUCCCACAACCAGUAUGGAACCUCACACAAUCAGUACUCAACAAAAAAAUGCAAUGAAAGAAUUUCCUUUGUGAAGGACUUUAGUCUUUUGGGGGCUCAGUAACCACAACAGAUAACCUGGCAACCAGAUUUAAUGGCCUUCAGUCUUUUUAUUUACAAAAAUUCAUGAACAUAGAAGAGACUAAGAGAAUGCUGAGGGGCAGGUAGCAGAUGUGUCAUAUUCUCAUUUAUGCAUUGCACACUGACAGAGUGUAAUAUGAAACCAGUAGUUUUGUACAAGCUUGUUGAAAGUAUAGUUUCUCAACUCCAAAUUUGCCACCAUCCUAGUACAGGAGAGUGAUACAGAGGUCUAAAUGUCUCAUGUAAUGAUAGACUUUUGGUAAAUAUGAAAGAUAUAAAAAGAUAAUUGAUGUUUACUACUAUAUCUGUAUUUUUUAUGUUCUUUUUAUUUCAGAAAGAUGAUGACAUUUUACUGUUUAUAGUUGACUACAUAGUUACUUGCAUGCCAUGGUGGUGCAGUAGCAGUAAUAAAGCCCUGUUGUGAGUUGUGUUUAUUUCCUAAAGCCAUUCAUACAUAGAAGUACUCAGCUUAAUUUGGAUGAGGACUAAAUGUAAAAAUAAUUAUUAAAAAGGAAGAAUUGUACAGUAUGUAGUUAUAUCUUAUACAGGAGUAUUAGGUUGCAUCUAACCAUGACUGCUCUAUUGUUUUGAUAAAUUAUGCACUUAUGAAUUAUGGUAUAAUUAUUUCUUAUACUGGCAUGAUUGUUUCAGUAUUUUCAUAUCUUAAAAUAAGAUUAUUAUCUUAAGAUAAUGCCAUCACAAUCUUGUGACUUUUAUUGCCUAUUCUGACCUCAUAUAACUUAAAACUUUAAAAAUUCAUUUUUAAAGGUUCUGUUGGGAACUUUGAACCAGUGCUACUUAGCCUAGUGAAAAAAUUGUCCUUUGAAAACAACCCUUUCUGCCAGUUUUAAAGUUAAUCUGUUCAAGUGAAUAUAAACUGAUGGGACUGGUUUAUGUGAUGCAUACACUUAGGAAAAAGAAAGAGCCACUUGUCUGGAAUAUAUUCCAAAGUCUCAACCUAAGCAUUUCACAUAAGAAAUAUACAGCGUGUGUUUUGUGAAUGUACUGGAAACCACAUCCACAGAAAGAGCAUCCAGUCCUGUAGGAGAGUUUUAUCUUCACUCACUCAUACAGAAUUACUCUGUAUCUCAACCAGAGUUUGAAAAAUACUUGAAAAUCAGGUAUGAGUUUUAAAGGGAUUAAAAUAUUUUAUUGCAACACUGAAGAUAGGCCAAGAGUGAUCAGCCAUUUUACUGUUUUCAGGUAAAAAAUGUUACUUUACUGUACAAGAAAAGCAUGUUUGUCAUGGGAUCAUUCAGCAUUUUCCUUCAUUCUGAGAAAUUUUUUUUCUGAAGUUAUCUUUCUUCUCCCAGGAUCCCUGAUUGCAUGCAAAUUAGUAAAUUCAUUUAAUAAUGAAGUACAUAAAAAUACUUAUAUAAUGGCCACACAUAAAAACAAGGAGUUUGCAAACACAUCUUAUACCAAAGCUUUCUUUUUGGAAGGUAUAAAUAGCAUAAAUGUCUGAUAACUACAUUUUGUUAGUUGUUGACAAGUGCAAACUUUCUGGUAACGACCACUGUACAUCAGAUGAGAUGUUUUAUGAACAGUCCCACUACGAUUGUGUCAAGAAAAGGCCAUAUUCUUUUUUAAACUCUGUUCUCCAAUUUAACUUUGGAAGCCUUUCUUAGAGUCAGAAAAUGUUGAAUGGCCUGUUUUACUCUUAAUGUGAUUUAUAUUGGAUGAAAAAUAAACGAGUGAGUGCUGUUCUGGUAAGUAAAGCCCCAGUGAAGUUCUGAUUGUCAGGAUUCAACCUCCUCCUCCUGAGUCCGUGGAUUCUGUUGAGGGAAAUCCAGCAGCUAAAAUUACUGUUCUAAAUAUGAGAUAGCCUGUCCAUGGUAACAUGGGCUUAGUACUCCAUUUCCUCUUUGUAUUUCUAUAUUUAUAUAAAAUUCUGAAAAUACUUAAAUCGAAUUUGCACACUUCAGAAUAUUUGCUCCCAUUCAUUACAUUCCUAUGAAAUGUGAUGAAAUGUUUGUUCAACUGUACAAAAAUUAAAAAAGGUUAUCGGUAUGUUACCACUAUUAAAAUUAUUUAAUAAAAAAGGUCAAAUUCUUGACACAUUAAGCUAUGAAUAUACCAUUAAGAAACAUUCAAAUUCAUCUGAUUUGAGGAUUUUCAUAGCUGACUGCUCUUUUUAUACAUAGACUUUCCUCUCAUCUUCCAAAUGGAAAACAUUUUGACAAGUUCGGAUUGGAACGUGGAAUUUGUUAUGUGUAAAAUCUGCAGCAAUAAUUAUUUUCUAAAUAAUUUAAUGUAGAGGUUGGAAUCCUGAUAGUAAGAAUUUUAGUUUGGGAUCACUUUAACAGAUGUUCGAUCUUCAUGCAUAAUAACUUUCCUAGUAUUAAUAUAAAUUAUAAAACCAUUAUGUACCUAAUUUCAUUACCAGUUUUUUAAAAAGCAUCUGAAAGAUUUCUUGACAAUAAAGAAAAAUUCUCUGUUAAAGGUAACUUACAAUCCCUCUUUUUUAUAAGCAAAGUUGUCCUGUUCAGAAUGUUUGAUGUUACUGGGGAAAAUUAAAUAAAUUAACUAUUUUUUCCACUCUC